This is a messenger RNA of Copidosoma floridanum, 1206 nucleotides long. RefSeq names its product S-phase kinase-associated protein 1. Lineage: Eukaryota; Metazoa; Arthropoda; Insecta; Hymenoptera; Encyrtidae. The record is from RefSeq and is a predicted model, not a curated record. Gene Ontology annotation, biological process: ubiquitin-dependent protein catabolic process.
AGUUAGUAAGUCUGGCCCCACGCCCCAGAGACUUUCGAUAGUGAUUAGUAGGUAUAGGCUUUCGAGGGUUUACGCAUAGGAUACAGCGGGAGAGACGGAUUGUAGCGAGGAUAAAAAUUUUCUUCGCAAACAGAUAAUCCAGUAAACUAGCAGUCAAAAACGUUAGCCUUUGUAUUUGGUUACUUUGACUACCUCGUUAAUUGAACAACAGACAAGAUGCAGACCAUCAAACUGCUCAGUAACGACAAUCAAACGUUUGAAGUUGAUGUCAAGGUAGCACAAUGCUCCAUGACCAUCAAAACCAUGCUGGACGACUUGGGUAUUGCUAAUGAAGAAGACCCGGAUGAUCAGCCAGUGCCUUUGCCAAAUGUCAAUGGUGGGAUUCUCAAAAAAGUCUUGGAGUGGUGCAAAUAUCACAAGGAUGAUGCUCCUGUCAGUGAAGACGACCAUUCUGACAAAAGGACAGAUGAUAUAUGUGACUGGGAUGCUGAAUUUCUGAAGGUGGACCAAGGAACAUUGUUUGAACUCAUACUAGCUGCUAAUUACCUCGAUAUCAAAGGUCUCUUGGACACGUCUUGUAAAACGGUUGCUAACAUGAUCAAAGGCAAAACACCAGAAGAAAUCCGUAAAACGUUCAAUAUCCGAAAUGAUUUUUCUCCUGCAGAGGAAGAACAAGUUCGCAAAGAAAAUAUAUGGUGUGAAGAAAAAUAGUCCUAAAGUUCCUUCCCAUUUUUCAUUAUUAUUUAAGCCGUAUCGCUUGUUUUCAAAAAAUGUAAGUAAUGUAAAUUAAAAGUUCCGUGAACUGUUCUAUUUUUGUAUUUCUGAAUUAAGCGUUACUCCAUUAAAAGAAUAAAAGAGUUUAAAUAUCCAGUUUUAAGCGUAUGCAUAGUUUUUAGUACUGUACAUUACGGGGUUAGAUGAAAACAAGUCUACUAUUAUUGUUAAAUAAUACUGUAUAGCACUUUUUCAUUAUUGUUUGUAACAAACCUGAAAACAGUGUUGGGAUGAUUUCAUGUUACAAGUAGUUCUUAAGUCUCUUGUACGUAAUUUUAAGAAUCGUUAUUAGAAAAUAGCAAAAAGUCUGCUAUACACUAUGCGGAUUUUCACACAAUAUGUUGUGGUUUUGUAAAUUUUUAUGUCUUUUCUCUUGUUUGUAACUUUGCAAGUAAUUUUAUAAAAAAAUAAACUUAAUGGUUCUACACUAAA